AUGUCCGAACCUCAAGCUUUGUACGCCACUGACGAGUAUGGUCGUCCUUUCAUCAUUCUCCGAGAACAAGCCAAAAAGACUCGCAGCCAUGGUGUAGAAGCGAUCAAGUCACAUAUUUUGGCUGCACGUACAGUCGCCAACAUUAUACGAACAUCUCUGGGCCCGCGAGGCCUCGACAAAAUCCUCAUUUCCCCGGACGGCGAUAUCACGGUGACCAAUGAUGGCGCAACAAUAUUGAGUCAAAUGGAAGUUGAGCACCAAAUCGCGAAACUUUUGGUGCAGUUGUCGAAGAGUCAGGAUGAUGAAGUCGGGGAUGGCACGACCGGUGUAGUCGUCCUUGCGGGCGCGCUGCUUGAGCAGAGUGAAGGAUUACUGGAUCGGGGAAUCCAUCCCAUCCGGAUCGCGGACGGGUUCGAUAGGGCUUGUGCUGUCGCAGUCGAGCACCUCGAUCGAAUUUCCGACACCGUUGAGUUCUCCCCAUCCGACACGUCAAAUCUUAUCAGGACGGCGCAAACGAGUCUGGGCAGCAAAAUCGUCUCGAAGGAGAAUGAGAAGUUUGCUGAGAUCGCUGUGGAAGCUGUCUUGUCCGUCGCCGACUUCGAGCGCAAGGACGUACCCUUCGACCUCAUCAAGGUCGAUGGCAAGGUCGGCGGGUCACUAGCCGACACGACGCUCAUUAAGGGUGUGCUUGUCGACAAGGACAUGUCUCACCCACAGAUGCCGCACACCGUAACAGACGCGAAAAUCGCCAUCCUCACAUGUCCGUUUGAGCCACCACGACCAAAGACGAAGCACAAGCUCGACAUCACCUCUGUCGAGGAGUACCGGCAUCUGCGAGAGUACGAGCAGAGCAAGUUCCACGACAUGAUCAAGCUUGUCAAGGAUAGCGGCGCGAAUCUGGUGAUUUGUCAAUGGGGCUUUGACGACGAGGCGAAUCAUCUGCUCAUGCAAAACGAUCUGCCCGCCGUGCGAUGGGUAGGAGGCCCGGAAAUUGAGCUUAUUGCUAUUGCCACAAAUGGACGUAUCGUGCCGAGGUUCGAAGAUCUCACUCCGGAGAAGCUCGGCCAUGCAGGCAUCGUCCGUGAAGUUUCCUUUGGCACAACGCGUGACAAGAUGCUUGUCAUCGAGAAGUGUGCAAACCCGCGGACAGUAACGAUCUUCGUGAGGGGCAGCAACAAGAUGAUCGUCGAUGAGGCUAAGCGCGCCCUGCAUGAUGCGCUCUGCGCGGUGAGGAACAUGGUCAUCGACAAUCGGGUUGUCUAUGGUGGGGGCGCGGCCGAUAUAAGCUGUUCACUGGCAGUUGCGAAGGCUGCAGAUGAGAUCCCGUCUAUUGAGCAAUAUGCUAUGCGCGCAUUCGCAUCGGCGCUGGACGCGAUCCCUCUCGCUCUUGCAGAAAACAGCGGUCUCUCACCCAUCGAGACGCUUGCGGAAGUCAAAAGUCGACAGGUGAGAGAAGGCAAUUCGGCACUGGGUAUCGAUUGCCUUGGCAAGGGCGACAAUGACAUGAAGAAUCAGUGGGUUUACGAUCCGCUGAUCGCGAAGCGUCAGCAGUACUUGCUCGCUACGCAGCUUGUUCGGGCAGUCCUCAAGAUAGACGAUGUAAUCACUGCUGGAGAAGCAGAGGACUAG
This is a messenger RNA of Laetiporus sulphureus 93-53, 1629 nucleotides long. RefSeq lists its product as uncharacterized. Gene Ontology annotation, cellular component: chaperonin-containing T-complex. Bases 1 to 1629 code for a protein of 542 amino acids. Gene Ontology annotation, molecular function: ATP binding; ATP-dependent protein folding chaperone; ATP hydrolysis activity. The transcript has 12 exons. The record is from RefSeq and is a predicted model, not a curated record. Gene Ontology annotation, biological process: protein folding. Lineage: Eukaryota; Fungi; Basidiomycota; Agaricomycetes; Polyporales; Laetiporaceae.